AUGGAUAUUUUAACGGCAUUUGGUUUCUUGGUGUUCUUGACCUCCAGCUUCCUCAAGAUGGAUAUCAGCCGGGGUUACACGGAUCCAAGCGGCCGCCAUCGUCGAGUUGGUGGUAAAGAUUUGACAGCUACUGGUGUCUACCCGGCCACAUUCGCGAUGAACGUUGCGGGCCUAUUGGACAACCACUUCAAGACUAUGAAACCCAAACCCAUGGUCGACGAGCUGGAAAUGGAACUGGUCGAUGACUCGUGCGAUGAAAGCUCUGACUCCGGCCUGGAGAACUUGGUCGGCAAUAUCUCCAUGUGA
Molecule: messenger RNA, 306 nt
Organism: Symbiodinium necroappetens
Lineage: Eukaryota; Dinophyceae; Suessiales; Symbiodiniaceae
Source: the annotation of a GenBank genome assembly